GACUGUAGUCCUGUUCUGCAAGGUGGGCAUUGCCUGCAGCUACGGCACUGCGAGGGUCGCCUUUUUGUGCCGGCGAUCGGCGUCGAAGCGGACCUUUAUUGAACCCAUCACAGCCGCGAUCAUCCUCGGUUAGGCUUCUUCUCGGCUGAUCCCGCCUGUCAAGCCCGCCUUCGUUCGAGGCAUCUCUGAACGCUUGAUCGGUGCAUAUUUCGUCGUGCCGCCUUUGAUCGACCGAAAACUGACCAGUUCACCAGGAGCACCGAGACGAUGGAUGACGUGAGGCGCCAGCCGAGUGGCUCGUGCACCGUUAGGAGUUCUCUCGAUAACCUGAGACCGGCGUUCAGCGUGUCCCACCAGUUCCAGGAUUUCCAGAGCGGCUGCUUUGGACCCGAGUGGGACGGUUUUGACAGCUUCGUUGAAGACAUUUGCGAUUGCUACAGGCAAAAGCACGGGAGAAAGGAGGCGAUGACCAUCGUGAUGGGUGCCUGUGGAAGUCAGCUUACAGACAGUUUGGAAGAAAUGCUGCUCGACCCAGUGGUUCCUGCAAGCAACAAGCGCCCAGUGCAGGAGUACCGGCCUGUAUCUUCGCUCGAGUACUGCACUGACGUCUCCGGUGUCCGGCCGCGUGUCGCUCUGCGCUGCACGCUGCUUGUCUCCUCCGAGGAAGCGAUCGGCUGCGUCAUGGAAACUGAUGCCGAGCCGGUGGCCAGCGUUUUCCAGGGUGCCCUGCAGCUGGACCCACUAUGUAUCAAGGCGUCGAACCAGUACUUGGUGGUUCUGUUUAUUCCUGGCGAGUUGGCGGAGGCGGUGCUGCUGCCGCGCUUCUCCUACCCGCUGAGCUCCGAUCCGACACAAAUGCAGCGAGAGCCAUGGCAGCUGGAUGACGAGUUGGUGGAUUUGGCGGAGCUGGAACAUCAUGGCGGCGAUGCAAACUGCUGUGCAACAGUGGUCGAAGCACCGAAAGUUGUGUUGCAGCAGAACCUGGGCGUAAGAAAUGCCCGCGCCAGCGUCUCUGGAGUGUCAGUGACCUGGGUCCAUGGUCCUUUGGAGCUGUGGCCACACUCGACGCCCCAGACGGCUCUGAACUUGCCGGCAUUUACAUCGUGA
This is a messenger RNA of Dermacentor silvarum, 1107 nucleotides long. RefSeq lists its product as uncharacterized. The transcript is spliced from 5 exons. The record is from RefSeq and is a predicted model, not a curated record. Bases 268 to 1107 code for a protein of 279 amino acids. Lineage: Eukaryota; Metazoa; Arthropoda; Arachnida; Ixodida; Ixodidae.